This is a messenger RNA of Aspergillus terreus NIH2624, 1449 nucleotides long. RefSeq names its product cytochrome P450. Lineage: Eukaryota; Fungi; Ascomycota; Eurotiomycetes; Eurotiales; Aspergillaceae. The transcript has 7 exons. The record is from RefSeq and is a predicted model, not a curated record. Bases 1 to 1449 code for a protein of 482 amino acids. Gene Ontology annotation, molecular function: monooxygenase activity; oxidoreductase activity, acting on paired donors, with incorporation or reduction of molecular oxygen; heme binding.
AUGAUAUCGGCUUCCUCUACCCGAGGUCCAUUCAGGGCAGAAUUAGAAGGUGGCAUCCCAUGGCGCUGGAGCUUGCUUCCUUUCGGAGCCAUCCUGACCCUUAUAUGGGUUCUGCUGCGAAGACUACACCACGCGGGACUGUCCCGGUUCCCUGGACCGCCGCUGGCCGCCGUGAGCGGGCUCUACAAGACCUACAUUGAAGUUCUGCAGCAGGGCUGCUUUGUGCACAAAUUGGAAGAGCUCCAUGCUCGGUAUGGUGAUGUUGUGCGUACGGGACCAAACGAAUUGCAUUUCAGCAGCCCAGCGGCGUACAUGGACAUCUACAACAUGAACAACCGCUGGGACAAGGAUCCCGCCUUAUAUGAAGCGUUCGGCGAGAGCGACUCCUCAUUUGGGAGGCUGUCCUAUCGCGAUGCGAAGGAGCGCAAGAACGUGCUACAGUCGCUGUUUUCCAAGAAAGCAGCGGUCCAGGCGCAUCGCUUGGUAGAGUCCAAGGUUGUUGAACUAUGCAAGGCGUUCGAAAAAUCCGAGGGCGGUCCAGUCGACUUGCUCGCGGCAUUUCGAUGCUUGUCCAUCGAAACCAUUGCUUGUGGGUUGAUCCAAGCUGUCCCCUCACAUACCGUCCAGCGAGCUGACGAUAUUGUACAAUUAGAUAUCUUUUGCGGUCAGUCCCUGGGCGCAAUCGAGUCACCCACGUUCGACGCGCCUAUCAUUCAGUCGAUGGACGAAGGUGUUAGCUAUAUCAUGCUCAUGAAGCACUUUCCAAUCCUCCAAUUGCUUAUGAACCAUUGCCCCCCGUGGAUGAGCAAAUUGCUUAGUCCAAAGGCAAACGGAAUGGUGGACUUUCGAAAUGUAACGUACCCGAUGAGACACGAAGCCUUUUUUCUGGAAAAGCAAGUCAGAAGCCUCGUGGCUGAUCGCCGGGAACUACAAAAGCUGCCACACACCUCCACCAUCUACCAUCUGCUGUUAGGCCCCGAGGUUGCCAACCCACCUUCGCAGCUCAGUAUUCUUGAGGAGACACAGACCCAGGUCUUUGCGGGUGAAUCUUCGGGACUCACACUGAUGCAUGGUUCGUUCCACAUCAUUCAAACGCCGCGGGUAUACCGAAAGCUCAGGGAGGAACUCAUGGCGGCGUGGCCGGAUCUUGAGCAGCCUCCUAGCCUGGCCACUCUGGAACAGUUACCAUACCUGACCGUUGUCGGCUCCAGCAGCCACUUCGUUCACCGGAACGGGGACGUGUUCGACAGGCCCCAUGAAUGCAUUCCCGAACGGUGGUUGGAUGAGCGCAGGGCCGACAUGGAACAAUAUCUGGUCGCCUUCGGAAGGGGACCUCGGCGUUGUAUUGGCGAAAAUUUUGCCUGGGUCAUUCUUCUCACGGCCAUGGCUCACUUCUAUCGUAAAUUUGAUGUCGAGCUUGAUCCCUCCAGGUACGUUGCCCGCGUAUAA